Molecule: messenger RNA, 192 nt
Organism: Peronospora matthiolae
Lineage: Eukaryota; Oomycota; Peronosporomycetes; Peronosporales; Peronosporaceae
Source: the annotation of a GenBank genome assembly
AUGGCGUCGUUGUUUUUGGCAGCGUUCAGCUCUGAGCGCUGGUAUGGCAGCCCGACUGACGCAUCGCCGACGCUAUGUGCUGGGCACGUCGCUCAUGACUUUCAAGCUCGCGAUAUUCGUGACUUCGAGUGGAAGCUGAUCCGGAAGCUGGCCACGCUACUUCUGCUGUUAUCAGAGAGACUCUCCUAUUGA